Molecule: messenger RNA, 2923 nt
Organism: Pterocles gutturalis (yellow-throated sandgrouse)
Lineage: Eukaryota; Metazoa; Chordata; Aves; Pterocliformes; Pteroclidae
Gene: SKIL
Product: SKI-like proto-oncogene
Exons: 6
Coding region: 167-2236 (689 amino acids)
Biological process (GO): negative regulation of BMP signaling pathway
Cellular component (GO): nucleus
Molecular function (GO): DNA-binding transcription factor activity, RNA polymerase II-specific; SMAD binding; RNA polymerase II cis-regulatory region sequence-specific DNA binding
Source: RefSeq, a predicted model, not a curated record
GGUUACAGUUUUUACUGUUAGAGGCUGAAGAAGUAACAUUUUACUGAAAGUAGUGCAAAACUUGGUGUGCCUGGGGUAAUCAAGAUCACUUGAAAUUGUUUUUUAUAUGAAUAAUCAGGAAAAUGCACACUCAAGACUUACUUAAUUAAAGUUCUGGUGUUUAGCCAUGGAAAGCCCACAGAUAAACUUCCCUCUGGGUCUAGUUUCAGACCAAAAAAGGAGUGGGAUCCAAGAGGAUGGGAAUCCUCCAUUAAAAAAAGCAAUGACGGAAAUGCAUGUAAAUAGCAAAGUACGCGUUGUAAUAAAUAAAUUGCCAACAAUAAAGAAGGAAAACUUGGACGAAUAUGACGAAACUCCUGUGGAGGCUGAUGGGGAAAAUGCCAAGCCAAACAGUACUUCACUAUCUGAGCCUUUGAAUUUAAAUCCAGGUUUGAAACACACGUUGGCACAGUUCCACUUAAGCAGCCAGAGUUCACUAGGUGGACCGGCAGCUUUUUCAGCUCGUUAUUCCCAGGAAAGUAUGUCACCCACUGUCUUCUUGCCUCUUCCGUCGCCACAAAUACUUUCUGGUCCGCUGCUCAUUCCUCCAGACAGCUCCACAGAACUCACACAGACUCUACUGGAGGGGGAAUCUAUCUCUUGUUUUAAAGUUGGAGGAGAAAAAAGACUCUGCCUGCCUCAAGUGUUGAAUUCGGUUCUCCGAGACUUUUCACUGCAACAGAUCAAUACGGUGUGUGAUGAACUAUAUAUAUACUGCUCAAGGUGCACUUCUGACCAGCUUCAUAUUCUGAAGGUUUUGGGAAUUCUUCCAUUUAAUGCUCCGUCCUGUGGGCUAAUUACGCUGACUGAUGCUCAGAGACUAUGCAAUGCUUUACUACGUCCUCGCACUUUUCCGCAGGAUGGCAGUUUUCUCCCUGGUAAGAAUACCUUAGCCCAAUUGAAAGAGACUGGCAGUGCCUUUGAAGUAGAGCAUGAAUGCCUGGGCAAGUGCCAGGGGUUGUUUGCACCUCAGUUCUACCUUGCGCCGGAUGACCCCUGUAUCCAGUGUUUGGAGUGCUACGGGAUGUUCUCGCCCCAGACGUUUGUGAUGCAUUCACACAGAUCCCCUGACAAGAGGACCUGCCACUGGGGAUUCGAAUCGGCCAAGUGGCACUGCUACCUGCAUAUUAACCAAAAAUACUUGGGAACGUCGGAGGAGCGGGAACUGAAGCAUCUCCUGGAGGAAAUGAAGGAGAAAUUUAGUGAGAAAAAUCAGAAAAGAACUCAGUCCAAAGCAGAUUCACAGCAGAGCCUGGAAUUAUCGCAGUGGUAUCCAGUUAUCAAGCAAGAAGCAGAAACUGAUCCUCAGCCACCCUCCUUUUUCCAUCCCAGUUACUACCUUUAUAUGUGUGAUAAAGUGGUUGCCCCAAAUGUAUCUCUUGCAUCACAAUAUAAGGAUAUUGCGAAAACAACAGUCAAAGCUUCAGAAGUAAUUAAAUCCUCACCUGGACAGUCAGAGAAGAAACUCAGUAGUGGAAAGCACAAAAAAGCUGCUUCCUAUCCGGAGCUUUCUCUUGAAGAACAGGAAAAAAUUGACUUGAAAACUGGUGUGGAGCAGCAUAAGCGUUUAGAUCUACCUGUGUCAACUCGUUCUACAAGAAGUGGAAAAUCUGAACGUGUUCCUUCCAAAAUCACUAGAGACUCCAGCCGUGUUGAAGUAGGUAGUGAUGUGCAAAUGUCCCCCACUCUCAUGAAGGACAUCAGUUGUGAAGAUGACAAGGGAAGGAUCAUGGAAGAAGUAAUGAAAACCUACAUCAAACAACAAGAAAAACUAAAUGCUAUUUUGCGGAGGAAACAGCAGCUUCAAAUGGAAGUGGAAAUGUUGAGCAACUCUAAAGCUAUGAAGGAACUAACUGAAGAGCAGCAGAAUUUACAAAAAGAACUUGAAUGUCUGCAGACAGAGCAUGCUCAAAGAAUGGAAGAAUUUUAUUUUGAGCAGAGAGACUUGGAGAAGAAACUGGACCAAGUGAUGAAGCAAAAGUGUAGCUGUGACUCCACUUUAGAAAAAGACAAAGAAGCUGAAUAUGCAGCACAGCUAGCAGAAUUGAGACAGAGAUUGGAUCAUGCAGAGGCAGAUAGACAAGAGCUUCAAGAUGAACUGAGACAAGAGCGAGAGGCAAGGGAAAAGUUAGAGAUGAUGAUAAAGGAAUUGAAGCUACAGAUCUUGAAAUCUUCAAAAAAUGGCAAAGGAAAAUAGAAAUUGGAAGAGGAAGCAUAACUGCGUCCUUCAAACAGGGUGCUUUGUUUUGUUUUUUAAUGACUUGUGAGCAAUUUCUGUGUGAUGAGGAAAAGUAGUCUCUACAGAUUUCUAUUUCUCAGACAGGUCCAGAUGAAGAUAUACAUAUAUAUAAAUAAAUAGAGAUAGAUAGGUAUACAUUUUUAGAUUUUCCUAACCAAUGAAAAUCUGGAUUUAUUUGUACUGGUGUUUUUCUCAAACAACGAAAAAUAGGAAACUCUUGAUGUAGAGUGACCAGUUUCUGUCUAUUUCUAAUGCAGUCUUGAGGACUCCAUACCUUUUAACAUUGUCUGUUAAAAUAUAUGUGGUGAUCUUUAUUUUGCUAUCAAUUAUGCAUCCAAUUAUAAAAGUGCAUUAAAAACAUUCUGAAUUCUUCAAUGUCAAAACCAGUUUGGAUUUCAGUGAGAAUUAUGUGUUCUCAAACUGGGGAAAGUAAAGGCAGCUUUUCAUCUCUAAAGUAAUACUCAAAAUCACCACAGUGAUAGAUGAUUGAUCAUCAAAAGUGAUUUACCAGUGUGAGCAUUUCACAUAAUUGCAUUGUGUGAAGUCAAGCUGAUCUUUUCAGUAUUUUCUAUUUAACAACUUGUUAUCAAUCUAAAGAGUUUUAGAGCCAGCAUUUGCUUGCUGUGCUAGAAGAAGAAAACAUUA